Molecule: messenger RNA, 1470 nt
Organism: Helianthus annuus (common sunflower)
Lineage: Eukaryota; Viridiplantae; Streptophyta; Magnoliopsida; Asterales; Asteraceae
Product: vinorine synthase-like
Exons: 1
Coding region: 39-1316 (425 amino acids)
Source: RefSeq, a predicted model, not a curated record
UUUCACAUUCAACCAGCCAGUCACCAACUCUGAAGGCAAUGAUGAAGAUAAACAUUGAAAAACACUCAAGCAAAUUCAUAAAACCCUUAGUUCCAACUCCUCCAACCCUACGUUAUUACAAAAUUUCCUUCUUUGAUGAGUUAGCCCCUUCCAUGGAUAUAGGCGUUGUUCUUUUCUUCUCCAAAAAUAACAAUGACCUCAACAUAAAGUUUGUUACACAGCUAGAACAAUCACUUGAAAAAACUCUAUCACGAUUUUACCCUCUAGCCGGUAGGUAUGUCAAUGAAACGUACACCAUCGAUUGCAAAGAUGACGGUGUUGAGUUCAUACAUGCCAAAGUUAACAUCAAACUGCAAGAUAUUAUUGCGAACGAAAAGAAUAGUAAGCUUGUGGAUAAAUUUAUUCCACCCAAGACCGGGGAAGCUAACUUGUUACUUGCAAUUCAAGCAACCAUGUUCGAGAGCGGAGGUGUAGCACUUGGUGUACGUGCCGCACACAGGAUUGUUGAUGCCUCCACUCUAUGUACAUUCCUAAGCGAAUGGGCCGCUAUGAACCGAGAAGAACAUAUUGAAAUUACCGGGCCGGGUUUCAACACAUCCUCAUUAUUUCCGGGUCGUUGUUUUUCGCCCGGUCCACUACAACCUAUAAGUGAUGAUGACAUGUCAACCAAGUAUAUCAGAAAGUUAUAUUCAUUCAGUGAGAGUGCAAUAUCAAACAUGAAAGUAAAGGCCAAUACUAGCACGUGCCAUCACCAUUGGUCAAAGGUACAGUUGGUCUCAGCCGUGAUUUGGAACGCUCUCAUUGGUGUUGAUCGUGCCAAUAAUAAUCCAAGAGAGUCUGUACUCGUCCAACCAGUAAACCUUAGGGGAAAAACAGCUUCGUUAAUCCCUAAACAUUCUUGUGGGAAUUUGUGCGUCUUUUGUGCCACUGAAGCCGGGGUCAUUGAAACAACUGAAGAAUUGGCAAAUCGUUUAACUAAUAACGUCAAGGAAAUGAUACAUAACUUCUCAAAGGUAGACCACAAUUCUGAAGAAGGACAAUUGCGUGUUUUGAAUUCUCUCUCACUACCCAACAUUAGGGAAUCAACUAAUCUGAUCACGAUAUCUAGUUGGUGUAAGUUUCCUUUUUAUGGAAUUGACUUCGGUUUAGGGACGCCAACUUGGAUAGCCCCCUGGAGUAUGCCUAUGGUUAAUACCACGUGUUUGAUGGACGAAGCGCGGGGCAAUGGAGUUGAUGCACAUGUCUUUAUAGAAGUUAAAGACGUCCCAUAUUUUGAAGAAGCUCUACGACUGCAAGUUGGUUCUUUUGCUGCUUAAAUCUAUGUUUUUCAUUUGUUUGAUGAUCGGUUUUGUAUUGCUCAAGCUUUUGCAUUUCUUGUAAGAAAGUAAAAAUACUUUAAUGCUGCUUAAUAUGUAUGGCUUACUAUUCGGUUAUACGCUAUGAGUUUAGUUUGAUGUAUCUAUUUGUAUA